AAACGAUAGUGUUUUUCUUUUCCUAAAACAGUGGCUGCAACCACCAAAUUACAGCCCCCUACUCCAGCUCAAAGGCCCACAAACGAUAAGGAAAACCAAAACCAAAAUGGCUGAAAACCGAACAGUCCGUUUCGGCAUUAUAGGAUGUGCCGGCAUAGCUAGAAAAGUGGCUCGAGCCAUUAAGAUCGCACCGAAUUCCACCCUCUACGCCAUUGCCAGCCGUUCGAUCGAGAAAGCCCAGAAAUUCGCAGGCAACAAUGGAUUAUCUGGGACCGUCAAGACCUACGGGAGCUAUGAUCAGCUGCUGGAUGACCCAUGUGUAGAUGCAGUGUACAUGCCCCUUCCCACUAGUCUUCAUCUGCACUGGGCGGUGUUAGCUGCCCAAAAGAAGAAGCACUUGCUGCUGGAAAAACCGGCGGCUCUUGAUGUGGGUGAGCUUGAUCAGAUAUUGGAAGCAUGUGAAUCCAACGGUGUACAGUUCAUGGAUGGGAUUAUGUGGCUUCAUCACCCUAGGACUGCCAAAUUGAAGGAGUUAAUCUCUGAAUCCAACCAUUUUGGUCAAAUUGACAUUAUCCGUAGCACAUCGACAAAGUCAGUAACCCAGGAUUUUCGGGAGAGCAACAUAAGAGUGAAACCGGACUUGGAUGCUCUGGGUGCGCUUGGGGACCUAGGCUGGUACUGCAUUGGGGCCAUCUUGUGGGCAAAGAACUACAAAUUACCAACUGUGGUGAAUGCUCUGCCUGAUGUCACCAAAAACUCUGCAGGGGUCAUCUUGUCUUGCACUGCAUCAUUUCAUUGGGAACCACUAGACGAAACGGUUGCAACGAUUCACUGCUCUUUUCUUUCCCACACAUCCAUGGACUUGGCCAUAUCGGGCCGCAAUGGUUCGCUGCACUGCAACGACUACAUUAUUCCAUACCAAGAGAAAUCUGCUUCGUUUGACUUCACAUCUGGUGCAACGUUCGUGGAACUCCAUAUUGGGCGGAAUGUAAGGCCUGAAGAAGUUAGAGUGAUUUCUGAGCUGCCGCAAGAGGCCUUGAUGGUUGAAGAGUUUGCAAGGCUUGUUAAGGGCAUUAUGAAAUUUGGACACCGUCCAGAGAGUAAAUGGCCCGAGAUUAGUAGAAAUACGCAGGUAGUAUUGGAUGCAGUGAAGAAAUCCAUUGAUCUUGGUUGUAAACCUGUUGAGUUGUAAUUACUUUUGUUGGAUUUGAGCUCAUAUGCUUUCCUAGUUA
This is a messenger RNA of Prunus avium (sweet cherry), 1232 nucleotides long. RefSeq names its product putative oxidoreductase At4g09670. Gene Ontology annotation, molecular function: nucleotide binding. The record is from RefSeq and is a predicted model, not a curated record. Lineage: Eukaryota; Viridiplantae; Streptophyta; Magnoliopsida; Rosales; Rosaceae.